This is a messenger RNA of Choloepus didactylus (southern two-toed sloth), 2570 nucleotides long. It is a transcript of the gene WEE2, whose product is annotated as WEE2 oocyte meiosis inhibiting kinase. Gene Ontology annotation, molecular function: ATP binding; magnesium ion binding; non-membrane spanning protein tyrosine kinase activity. The transcript has 11 exons. Bases 1 to 1686 code for a protein of 561 amino acids. Gene Ontology annotation, cellular component: nucleus. Gene Ontology annotation, biological process: regulation of meiosis I; mitotic cell cycle; protein phosphorylation. Lineage: Eukaryota; Metazoa; Chordata; Mammalia; Pilosa; Megalonychidae. The record is from RefSeq and is a predicted model, not a curated record.
AUGGAUGACAGUGAUAUUAACAAAGAAUUGAAGCAGAAAUUAAACUUUUCCUAUUGUGAAGAAGAGACUGAGAAUGAAGGGCAGAAGAAAGCACAAGAGAAUAGAGAGGCCCAGAGUCAAACCCCAGAAAAGUCUGAAUUUCAAGCUUCAGAGGCAAAGUUUACAAAUCCCCAAACCCCUGAACCCAGCACAUUUCAGGGAAAAGACAAAGGAAGUCCAGAUGAGAUUCUGAAGACUCCAGUAUCGGGCUCUCUCAAGUGUCCCGAAACACCGGCACAACCGGACACCAGGAGAAAACUGCUGCACUGUGACAGUCCCUUUACUCCCAAAGGCCUGCCGAGCCAGUCGGUGAUUUCCUCAACAGGGAAGGUCCCCUCCCGAGGCUCUAAGCAUCUGCGCCUCACACCUGUUUCCUCCAUGGAUGAUUUGACCUCAUUGGCUCUGGUCAACAUUAAUCCCUUCACACCAGAGUCCUAUAGAAAAUUAUUCCUUCAAUCCAAUGGCAAGAGGAAAACCAGAGCAGAGCUUGAAGAAGUUGAUCCAGGGGAAGGCAAGGCAGAACAAGGGCUGCCUGCCAAGAGAUGUGUCCUACGAGAAACCAACAUGAAUUCUCGCUAUGAAAAGGAAUUCUUGGAGGUAGAAAAAAUUGGAGUUGGAGAAUUUGGCACAGUCUACAAGUGCAUUAAGAGGCUGGAUGGAUGUAUUUAUGCAAUAAAACGCUCUACAAGACCUUUAGCAGGAUCAUCAAAUGAGAAUUUGGCUUUGCGUGAAGUUUAUGCCCACUCAGUACUUGGGCAUCAUCCCCACGUGGUACGUUAUUACUCUGCAUGGGCAGAAGAUGAUCACAUGAUCAUUCAGAAUGAAUACUGCAAUGGUGGGAGCUUGCAAGUUGCUAUAUCAGAAGCCAAGAAGUCUGGCAAUCAUUUCCAAGAGCCAAAACUCAAGGACAUCCUUCUACAGAUUUCCCUUGGGCUUAAGUAUAUUCAUAACUCUGGCAUGGUGCACCUGGACAUCAAACCAAGUAACAUCUUCAUUUGUCGUAAGAUGCAAACUGACUCUCCUGUAGAUCCAGAAGAAACUGAAAAUGAAUCAGAUUGGUUUCUCUCUGCCAAUGUGAUAUAUAAAAUCGGUGACCUGGGCCAUGUGACCUCAAUAAGCAAACCCAAAGUGGAAGAGGGAGAUAGUCGCUUCCUGGCUAAUGAGAUUUUGCAAGAGGAUUAUCGACAUCUUCCCAAAGCAGACAUAUUUGCCUUGGGGUUAACAAUUUCAGUGGCCGCAGGAACAGAAUCACUACCCACCAAUGGUGUUGAAUGGCAUCAUAUCCGCCUGGGUAACCUUCCGGACAUUCCUCAGAAGCUCUCAGAAGACUUUUACAAUCUGCUCAAGAAUAUGAUCCACCCUGAUGCAGAGCACAGACCUUUUGCAGCAGCUCUGACCAGAAAUCGAGUUCUCCGGCCCUCUCUGGGGAAAACUGAGGAGCUCCAGCAGCAGCUGAACUUGGAAAAGUUCAAGACAGCCACACUGGAAAGGGAACUGAGAGAAGCCCAGCAGACUCAGUCCCCCAAAGAAAAUAUCCAUCAAGGUGACCCUGGGUUCUCUGGAGCCCACACAGGAGCAAGAAGCACCAAACGCCUGGUGGGAGGAAAGAGCGCAAGGUCUUCAAGCUUUACCUGUGGGAAAUCUUGAAGGAACAGUUUUGUUUUCCCUUUCCCAUGCUCCAUAAGAAUUCAUUUACACCAACCAUUCUUCUACUGUAUAGAUUCCAGAAAUAUUGUCCCAACCUUUUUCUUAUAAAAUUGAAAAAUUAACCAACUUGAAUGCCCAAAGAUUUCAAAAGCCACUCCUAAUCCUAAAGCUAUUAAGGGUUUUUAUUACCAAUUGUCCCAAGUAUAAUAAUUGGUAGCCAUUUCUCUUCUCUUUUGUUAUAUUCCCAACACCACCUUUCCACAAUUUAUGUGCUUCUCACAUUUGUUCUAACAAAGGGAAAGCAUGGGCUUCUGAAUUGAAAGAAGAAAAGGAAGUUGCCCUGGGUGAGGCUUAUGGAAUAAGAGGCUGUUGUUGCCAAUUAUCCACUAAGGAUCCCAGGGCUCCCACUGUACAUAGAAAAGAAUAAAACUUGGUUUUGAAUUAACAUAAUAGCUUAUGAGAAAAUCUGCCUGGAUUUCAACAGUGCUUCCUGUGUUAUAUGAUGCUAUUCCUAAAAGAAAAUUCUUAGCCACUUUAAACUAGUGGUUCUCCUAAUAUAUUUUCUGGAUGGAGACAAUUGCUUUUCCUGAUAUUGCAUUUAUUAAAUAAAUGGCUUCACCAGUACGUGAGAUAGUUAGAAAUAAGACUACAUAUAACUUGAACAUUUCUGAGCUGGCUGUUAACUUGUUGGACAAAAAAACUGGGAAUAGAGGGUUCGAGAGAAAUUUGACUUUGCCAUUCUCCCUCAAUCUGUUUGCCUGGAUUCUCUUGUGGCUGUUAUGACUAUUCUUGAUUUUCUGGGUGUCACUAAUUUCUCUUGAUCUUUUGAUCAGAAUUUGGCUUUGUUUCCUGUGAUUUUAUCAUAUUUUAUUUGAAUCCUUUUC